Molecule: messenger RNA, 5851 nt
Organism: Electrophorus electricus (electric eel)
Lineage: Eukaryota; Metazoa; Chordata; Actinopteri; Gymnotiformes; Gymnotidae
Source: RefSeq, a predicted model, not a curated record
GUUACGCGCGUUACGCGCGACAUGACGUUUCGGUCCAUUUCGGAACAGGGCUGCGAUUGCUUGCGAGCGUCCGGCGCUGUCGCUGACCGUGGUGCUGAUGAUUGUACAGUUAUGGAGGAGUUUAAAGUAGCUCCAUCAGCUUGUCGUCAAGGUUUUGAAAUUCGCGGCUUCCUCCAGUGUCCCACCAUUCCGUGUGGGCGCCUCCUCGAGCUGCUCCUAGUGUGAGUGGAUGAGGCAUUCCCUUUCCGGCUACACCUGCUCGAUCCACCAGGAAGUGUAGCGCGACAAACCCUAAAGUAAUAAUCCCUUUCACCUGGCGCAAGAGGACCGAAUAAUACUAUGCUGCGUUCACGGAGAAAUCCGCUUGGAUGGUUAAUCUAACGGGUAUAUCGUUUUAGUGAGUGACACACAAUUAAUGCAGGGUAAAAACGUACCGUCAACUCCCUGUAAGUUGGGGUUAUUAUUUUCUUGUGGUGUAGCGUUUAGUUCUUUGCUAUUCUAACCUCUCGCCUGCAAUGGGAUGCUGCGGUAGCACAGAGAGGGCAAAAAGAGAAUGGAAACCCCUGGAGGAUCGAAGUUGCACAGAUUUGCCAUGGUUCCUCUUAUUCACAUUGUUCUGCAUGGGAAUGGGCGCCAUCUGUGGGUAUACCAUAGUGACUGGCGGGGCAGCACGCCUGGUGUUUGGAUAUGACAGCUAUGGGAACACGUGCGGCCAACGCAACGAAGCCAUCGAAGGGGUCAGGCUGAGCGGCCUGGACCACACGGACAGAAAAUAUGUGUUCUUCCUGGACCCCUGCAACAUAGACAUCAUUCAAAGGAAGAUCAAGUCAAUGGCCCUGUGUGUCUCGCAGUGUCCAACCGAGGAGCUGAGGACAUAUGAGGACCUGCGGAGGUUUGCCAUGAUCAACGGCUCGGAGCUCUGUUCCUAUGAGCUGGCAGGCCAUAAGUACCCAAGCCUUCCAGAGCGCUUCGACAAGUGUCCCAAACUUCCGGUCCCACAGAGUAAGCCUCUGCCAGUCUUUAACCGCUGCACUCCUGUGGAUAUCUCUUGCUAUACGAAGUUCGCCGAGGCAGUGAUGACGUUCGUCAGCGAUAACGCUGUGCUCCACCGGCUAAUCGCUGGAGUGGUGGCCAGUAAAGAGGUCAUUGUGGGGCUCUGUCUGCUAGCGUUAGUGCUCUCCAUGGUCCUGAUGGUGGUCGUUCGCUACAUCUCCGCUGUCCUGGUGUGGAUUCUCACCAUUAUCGUGGUGCUGGGCUCUCUAGGAGGCACCAGUGUUCUCUGGUGGUUAUAUAUAGACCACAGGCUGACGAGGAAUGAGACUUUGACUAAAGAUUUAAAGGAACCGAAAGAGACAAACGGGGAAGCUGAGGCGUCCAAGGACCACAUGCAAACCCUGCUGGUGUAUGCCAUCGCAGCAAGUGUGUUCACGGUGAUCUUGCUCUUGCUAAUGCUGUUCAUGCGCAAGCGGGUGGCCCUGACCGUCGCGCUGUUCCACGUGGCCGGCAAGGUGUUCAUCCACCUGCCCCUGCUUGUGCUGCAACCUUUCUGCACCUUCAUCGCCCUCUUCCUCUUCUGGGUCUACUGGAUCCUGGUGCUUCUCUUCCUUGGAACCACUGGAAAUCCGGAAAAGAAUGAGAAGACGGGUCUGACGGAGUUCCGUUUGAGUGGUCCGCUGCAGUACCUCACGUGGUACCAUGCCGUGGGGCUCAUCUGGAUCAGCGAGUUCAUUCUGGCAUGCCAGCAGAUGACUGUGGCAGGAGCCGUGGUGACGUACUAUUUCACCAGGGACAAGAACAAGCUCCCGAUAACACCCAUCCUGUCAUCGGUGGUGCGUUUGAUGCGGUACCACCUGGGCACUGUGGCAAAGGGCUCCUUCAUCAUCACCUUGGUGAAGAUUCCACGCCUCGUCCUUAUGUACAUCUACAACCAGCUGAAAGGAAAGGAAAACGCGUGUGCACGCUGCAUGCUGAAGGCGUGCAUUUGCUGCCUGUGGUGUUUGGAGAAGUGCCUCAAUUAUCUGAAUCAGAACGCGUAUGCAGCAACAGCCAUCAACAGCACCAGCUUUUGCACGUCGGCGCGCGACGCCUUCAUCAUCCUCGUGGAGAACGCACUGAGGGUGGCAGCUAUCAACACCGUGGGAGAUUUUGUGCUUUUCCUGGGCAAGAUCCUAAUUGUGUCGUGCACAGCGUUCGCGGGCGUGCUGGCACUGAACUACCAGCGUGACUACACGGAGUGGGUGCUGCCGCUCCUCAUCGUGUGUCUGUUCGCCUUCCUGGUGGCCCACUGCUUCCUGUCCAUCUUCGAGAUCGUGGUGGACGUGCUGUUUCUCUGUUUCGCCAUUGACACCAAAUACAAUGAUGGCACGCCCAGCAAGGAGUUCUACAUGGACAAGGCUCUCAUGGAAUUUGUGGAGAACAGCAGGAAGUCGGGGGCGACAGCAGAGCGUGGGCGGAGCAAGAGGUCUCGCGCUCGUGAUGAGGCGGAGCUUACAGAGAUAAAGGCCAUGGCUCCUGGAACAAGUUCAGCUUGACCUAAAGCAGCCCAUGGGACUUUUUAAAGACAUUCCAAAAUGUUUAUUUUUACCAAUGUGUAACAUGUUUACUAUGGUUUCACUCCAGGGAAUACAAUAUUUUAAUAAGAAACUGUAAAAAAAAAAAGAAAUAACAAUGUAAUGAAGCACUUUAUAUUGAAGCGCUGCAUAUUUUAAAAGGCUGAUGCAUUUUUCGUAGGGAUGUCCUUUUUAUAAGACUAAAAAACGAUUGCCAUCUAGUGAAGCGCAGUACUAAUAAUGUCUAGGAUCACUGUUUUUCUUAUGUAAGAUUUUCAUAACAAACUUUUGUUCUUUUUCUUAAAUGGGUUUCUCGGUGUAAUCAGAAACCUUUGUGUUAUGCAGCAAUGAAGAUUCUUCUUCUUCUUCUUUUUGUUAUCAUUUUAACUCUGGACCAUCUGAACAUAUUUUGCUCUUAUUGAUGUGUGAUUCUUCUCAGUUCCAGUAAGCACGUUAGCUGUGUUUGGGAUGGUCACUAGCAGCUGAGGUUUUUGGGUUUAUGCCUCACUAUUACCACUCGGUUAAUUCACCACCAAACCUAGUGAUUUUCGGAUCUUCUUGUCGAACUGUAGUAAAACAAAAACAAGAGAGAUUGUCCAGCAGUGACUGUUCCUGCACAUUAGAGGGUUGUUUUUUUUUUUUGGUUUUUUUUUUCUGAGAGGAAGAAGUCUAUGAUUUGAAGUUUUCAAAGGAAGGUGGUUCUUUAUAAUUACUGGCAGCAAAGGAGCAGGCCUUUGCCACACUGGCUGCGGUGGCAGCACGCACCCUGGCAGCCAAUGCGGCAGGGUCCCGCUACUUUUCCAGGUCUACGCUGUAUGUAUUGUGUGUGUUGUGGAACCGAUGCACUGGAUUAGUGGCUUAAGACACAACCCCAAUUCUAGACCUUGAACAACAGUCAUACUUUUGCAAACUGUGAUGCAUAUUGCCCAGAAUCACGAUAGCCAGUGCUUAAUGCCAGUAUUUUGUUCUUCUGAGCUGUAAAGGCCUGCAGUCUUCAGACACACAGGGUGAGUAUGGCAUAAAGCUCUAGACAUGUAUCCACCAAGAACAUUAGGACUGGAUUGAUGAUUAACAAUCAGAUUCCUUGCAUGUUCACCCUGACCCGAGUCACCAACUCUGACCGCAGGUCAGCACUUCACAGAUGAUUGAGUCAAAAGCACAAGUACCAUGCUUUCAUUUUUCUCAUGACUGAUCGCGUUGACUAAUGGAUAAUACAACAGUGCUUUUUGGGUCACUGAGCUCUGCACUCUCCUCAAACGCGGUGUGUUUUUGCUAGGGCUAUUUCUGCAGUUCCUCCUUCAGAUUGUAGCGGGAGAAAGUGUGGAUAACGUUUCUGAAAAGAAAAUGCUUCUGCAUGUGCAGCUUUUUAAAUAUUUCUUUUAUAGCACGUACGAAUAGUACUUGUCACCUGGUCAUUUGUUGCUCAUUUAACAAGGAUUAUCAUAGUCACACCGUAUCCUGCGGAGAGUCCAGUUGCUUGGUCUCUGUGUGAUGUUCGAUCAUCCACUUUUACACCUCCGGCAAACUCAAGUCUUCCUAUGUGCACUACAUUUCUCAAAAUAAUUUUUUUUUUCCUUUGUAAGGCAUGCUUGUGACAGUAAAUGAUGGGGAGAGGAGAGGCACACAAAAAAACUCGCGUCUUGCCUUAACCUACCCAGGGGGCGGCCCCCCCCAAGUGAAUUUGAUUUGGUUCGUUCCAGUGCAGUACAGUAUUUUCCCCCAUGACAGUCAACAACAGAACUAGUAAGCCUUAAUACAGUUCUAACUUUCCACAAGAUCUUCACAACCAUGUAUAAUGCCAGGAUAGGACAGGAGCAGCUGGGAGAAAAAUGCUUUUUUGCUGGUGCGUGAAUGGGAUGAAUCAAUAUUUUCACUGGUACCGUUUAUUGUGUAGUUUUACGUUUUACUAAGUGAAUGUUCCACAAGAGAGACUUUGGCUAACAUUACCCAGGUUCUCAAACUGGAAACAACACACGUUAGCUGUACAGCAGGGGUCAGGUCAGUUUGCUAGUUUGGGAUAAAGUGUGACUAUCAUCUUUAGUGUACAUAAUGCUAUAUUAUAUCUGAUGUAUAAUGUUUCAGAUAGGAUGAUAUUUCAGAAACUACAAAGUCGAGACAUAGCUGAGAUUGGUUCAUUUGUGUCCUUAUUAGAGAAUGAUCAAAUGACUACUAUUGGCUCAUUGCACUCAGCUAGAGUACCUGGGAAAUGUUGGCAAAAUUCCUGACAAUGUGUAGAGAGUAGCAUCAUAACGCUAAGGAUUUUGUGUGGAAUUCUGAAUUCUUGUUGGGAAAAAAAAAGAAGUCGAGUUGGGUGAAAAUGAAGUGAAUACGACUGUGACGUCUACAGCUUUUUAAAUGUACAGAAUACAUGAACAUGCAAUGAUACAUGUUGACUGAUAAUAGAAUGUCUUUUUGACAAGGGGCCUGAAAGUGUAUUGUGUGGUUUUUUUUUGUUUUGGUUUUUUUCUCCAUGUGUGUUAUUCAAAGUCUCACAUUUGGAGUGAGGGAACCGUGACGUUAUGGGGUAGUUUGAAAAACUUUUGUGGAGUGCAGAAAUGUGCACAGACGUAGCUAUGAAAUAUUAAGAGCAUGAAUAAUAAUAAAAGUUACAGAUUCAACAUUUUGCCAUAUAUGGUUACAGAAAGAUGGUAUUUAAUACAGUGAUAAACACAUUUGUAAAGAAUAUUAAUAUUUAAAAUGAUCUUAUAGUACAGUCAUUUCAUGAAGAAAGUGUUUAAUAAAAAAUUUAGAGAGGGAUAUCCCUCUGAUGACAAAUUUGUCUUAGAACGCUUGAGAAUGCAGUAGACAAUACAUGAGUAAACCAUAGAAAUACAUAGUUAACAAACGAUAGCAAAAGAACUCAUUGGAUUUGUUGGGGGUGAACCUAACACUAUACAAGUUUGCCUUUUCCUGAGUAUAGUGUUGUGCUUUCUGGUUCUGCUCUACUGCUGGGGGAUCUGGGGCAGGAACACUGUUCCUAGAUCAGCUUCUCCAGCCUGAACCAGUGCUGAGUAAUGGCAGUCCCUGGCUCUCUGUGCUCCCCCUUGUUGCCAAACGCUUACACAAUGGGAAAUUCAGACUGGGUGAACAAACACUGUAUUGUGCUGGCUGGUUGAGAACCAGUUUGUUUUUGUUUUGGUAUUUGGUAGAGUUCUUGCUCCUCCCACCACCCACCACCCCCCACUCAGCCAACCUGGCAGCUAUGCAGCUGCACUGGGGUGUGACCGUGUGGUCUCACGCUGUCUGUUUACUACAUCUCUCUAAGUUAGCAAAGCCCACAGCUACAGUGCACACGCACGCAC